Molecule: messenger RNA, 1958 nt
Organism: Fopius arisanus
Lineage: Eukaryota; Metazoa; Arthropoda; Insecta; Hymenoptera; Braconidae
Product: putative fatty acyl-CoA reductase CG5065
Exons: 7
Coding region: 264-1838 (524 amino acids)
Biological process (GO): long-chain fatty-acyl-CoA metabolic process
Cellular component (GO): peroxisome
Molecular function (GO): alcohol-forming very long-chain fatty acyl-CoA reductase (NADP+) activity
Source: RefSeq, a predicted model, not a curated record
AGUGAACGCACAGUCACUCGCCAAUCAGUUCAUCGAGAACCAUCCACCGAAGUGUGAGCGACCUAAACGCACAUUUUUUUCACGUUGCGGGAGGAUUGGGUGUUCGGUUGAUUUUCUGAUAUUCAUCAGGAGUUAUCAUGGUUUAUUAGCAUUUGCAAUUGAGCAAGUACUUCAUAAGUGGUUUAGCUGUUGAAUUUUAUCUGAUCUCUUCAGUCUGACGAUUUUCCAUUGAAUUCUCAUUCUUCGGGGUUUCAUCGCACGUCAUGAAGUCGACGCAAGAUUUUUCCAGCGAGCUUAAGGAGAAAGACACGGCUCGAAUAGAUAAUGACAUUCCACAAGAGGUAACAAUACCCGAGUGGUUCAGAAAUCGAAAUGUUUUGAUUACUGGAGCAACUGGAUUUAUGGGUAAAGUUUUGCUUGCGAAACUGUUAAAAAGCUGUCCGGAUGUGGGAAAAAUUUAUAUUCUGGUGCGAGAGAAGAAAGGUGUCGAUCCACAGAGUAGGCUGUUUUCACUGAUUCAGAAUGAGCCGUUCAGGGACCUGCAGACGACGCAUCCAGAGGUAUUGAAGAAAGUGAUGGUGAUCUCUGGAGAUGUAGCGAUGGAAAAUCUCAGUUUAUCACCAGAAAAUCGUGAGCUCUUGGUGCGAGAUGUAUCGGUGGUCUUUCAUAGCGCAGCUAAUGUCAAAUUCGAUGUGCCAUUGAAGGAUGCUAUCAGAAUGAACACAGCUGGUGUGCGAAAUCUCAUUGCCGUGUGCAAACAGAUGCACAACCUGCAGUCUUUGAUUUAUAUAUCGACGGCCUACACCCACUGCGGGGAAAAAAUCCUGGAGGACAGGCCCUACCCGAGUCCAAUGCUCCCCGAGCAAGUGAUCAGUCUCGUGGAGAGUCUCGAUGACGAUUUGCUCGAGGUGAUGACUCCAAAAUUACUCAGGGAUAUGCCCAACACCUACGCCUUCAGCAAAUCACUAGCUGAGGACUUGAUCAACAGAUCGAAUCUGCCGACCGGCGUUGCCAGGCCAUCAAUCGUCGUGGCUUCUUGGAAAGAGCCAGUGCCAGGUUGGGUGGAGAAUCUGAAUGGUCCAACUGGUCUGAUGAUUGGAGCAGCAAAAGGUGUUGUUCGCAGUGUUCUCUGCGAUGAGAAUCUCUUCCUGGAUGCCAUCCCCUGUGAUAUCGCAGUGAAUGCGAUAAUCGCAUUAGCGUGGAAAGUCGGCCGAGAAUCACCAGUUAACCCGAUCUACAUGAAUGUCACUGAAAGCGGUGAAAAUCCCCUCACCUGGGGCCAAUCCCUGGCAUAUGGACGAAAGCACGCAUUCGAAAAUCCAUUCACAGGUAUUCUUUGGUAUCCACGUGGAGGAAUAACAAACAACCAGUACUAUCACAUGUUUCGGGUAUUAUUUUUUCACCUGCUGCCAGCUUACUUCAUCGAUGCCCUGUGUUUCUUAACCGGUCAUGAACCAUUUCUGGUGAGAGUCCAACACAAGGUCAGCUGGGGCCUGGAACUCCUCCAAUAUUACACGUUAAAAGAAUGGGAUUUCAAGAAUGACAGAAUGAAAGAGCUGAGGGAUGAAUUACUACCAGCUGAUAAGAAUGUUUUCUAUAUGGACACGAAAGCCUACGACUGGAACGAAUACAUGAAGACCUACGUCCUGGGGGCCCGCAGGUACAUCCUGAAGGAAGACCCAUCGACUCUCCCCCAGGCCCGAAGGAUCUUCCUCCUCUACUGGAUCGCCGAUCUGAUAUUUCGAUUUCUCUUCAUCGCCUCAAUCCUCUGGCUCAUCUACUCAAAAUUCACAACAAUUACCUCAACAAUUGCUUUGAGAGAAGUCCACGAGUUCUGAUCCACCAACGACUGAAUCCCAUCUACACUGAAUUCAAAUUAAUCACCUGGAGAGCCUCGACAUUUAAAAAACCAUUGGAAAGUCAUUUUGCGCAAUUGAUGCCUCGAAAUAAAAAAAAAA